GAGCAUUCUUUUGUUCGAGACUGGGGCUUCUUCCUUACUUGUACAUCGAGCUUGUCUUUACCCACCUCACAUUGGAUUAUCUCUGGGGAUAUCAAUUGUAUACAUCACUUAUACCACCUACAUAUAGAUAUAUAUUCCUCAUCCAUCUGACUGGAACUCUCGAAUUUUCAAUUACUCGUUGCUUUUUGGCAUUCUUUCUCAGUUCCGAAGAAGGAAGGAAUAUGGUUAAAUACUUCCCAUCUAUCUCCCCAGAACUGGCGGAGUGGGCAAUGGCUCAACCGGUUUUCUUUACGGGCUCGGCGCCGACGUAUGGGAAGCAUGUUAAUCUUAGUCCGAAGGGGUUACCAGAUGCGACGUUCAAGAUUUUGGGACCGAAUAGUUGUGCUUAUAUCGAUGCGACUGGCUCCGGCGUCGAGACUAUCAGCCAUAUCUAUGAGAAUAGUCGCGUAACAAUCAUGUUUUGCUCUUUCACCUCCACUCCCCGCAUCAUGCGAUUUUUCUGUACGGGACAUGUAGUCGAAUGGAAUACACCCGACUUUGCACCUCUAUUGGCUAAAAUGGGAAAGUCGAAUGUGGAUGGUGCAAGAGCUGUUAUUCUGUUGGAUGUUUGGAAGGUCCAAACAUCUUGUGGCUACGGCGUUCCUCUCCUCACACCGCUCGGUGUUCAAAUCGACAAUCCAUCCUCUGGUCCCUGGACCGAUCGUAAGACUCUGGGCCACUGGGCUGGUCAAAAAGUAGAGAAGAAUGAGAUGCAGGGUUACCAGUUGUUGAACAACACUUAUUCGCAUGAUGCGUUGCCGGGAUUGAAGAGUGCACGGAAACAGAAACUGGGGAAUAGUAUUGUUAGAGUCAAGGUUGACGAGGCAAUGUUCUGGGGAAAGAGAAUUGUGAAGGGGGAAUGGAGAGGUGUGAUCUUGGGGGUAUUGAUGGGCUUGUUUAUGGCGUUGCUAAUGGGAGUUUGGGGCCAGGAGGGAGGACUCGAAAGUGUAGUAGGGAGGGUCACAGAGGUGGGAGAGAUGAUGGGCAAUUUGACGGGGAGGAAUCAUUUGGAAGUUGAGCUGUGAGGGGAUAAAGUUGCGAUACUAUCCUUUUCGUCAGUCUCGAUCUUUUCGUCAGAUCCGAUCAGUAGGUAGUAUAUAUGACUAGAUAUCUAGGUAAUCUUACAUACAGAAGUUGCUCAAAGUUCAAAUCCUAUAUCGAGAGCAGACACCACACCUUCCGUCUGCUGAUGCCCAUUGUAGAAAAGAUGUAACCUUCCACGCGUCACCUACGAGCAAUCUAAUCUCCCCAUCCCCCUUGAAGCCUUACCUCAUUCUUCCACACCAUCUCAUCUUCCCCAGAUCUCCCA
Molecule: messenger RNA, 1348 nt
Organism: Botrytis cinerea B05.10
Lineage: Eukaryota; Fungi; Ascomycota; Leotiomycetes; Helotiales; Sclerotiniaceae
Exons: 5
Coding region: 222-1064 (280 amino acids)
Source: RefSeq, a predicted model, not a curated record